AUGGGUCUGCUGACCAUCAUACGCAAGAAUAAGCGUGAGUUCAUCUAAAGCGCUGGGGCAAAGUCUCGUGCCAUUCCUACGCGCGCCAUCUCACCUUGUCUGCCUGUGUGGUCUGGGGCAACCUGCUAUGCGCGCGCGCGCGCGGGGGCGGGGCACGAUGAUCAGACAAGGAUAGGGAACAGAGACAUUUGUUCUUGGGUUUGGACAAUUCCGGCAAAUCUACCAUUGUGAGGAGCUUGUUGGGCGAAAGCACGGAUGAUGUGAGCCCUACGUUGGGCUUUGAUAUAAGGAGCAUCGUUCAUCUCGGGUGCGUUGCAAGAAAGGCAUUCUACAAGUCUAUCAACGUGUCGACGUCGAAACGCUGAUGCAGCUCACGCUUUGCCACUUCGCCUGCCCUCACUUUGCAAAUGUCAGCUACACGCUCAACAUUUGGGACAUUGGUGGUCAAAAGUCUCUUAGACCGUACUGGAGAAAUUAUUUCGAGCGAACAGAUGCGCUCAUUUGGGUCGUCGAUUCAGGAGAUAGACAGAGAUUGGACGAUGCAAAGCAGGAACUUCGAUCGGUAGUUGGUGAAGAGGUGAGUGUUGCUUCGAAUGUCUUCUCCCCUCUUUCUUUCGAAUGUCUUUUGAGGGACGACGCUCUCUUACGCCUAAGCUCACUCCUGUCGUCUCCACAUUGUGCGCAAUCCGUCGCCUUCGAUUGCGCUUGAAGCGUCUAGCAGGAGCAUCCAUCCUCAUCUUUGCCAACAAGCAAGACAUUUCAGGUUCCCUGUCUGCUCAAGAAAUAUCAGCCAGUCUGACUCUGCAAGACCUCAGCAAGACGCACAGCUGGAGAAUACAGCCUUGCAGCGCCAUUACCGGACAAGGUCUGCAAGAAGGUAUCGACUGGCUGGUCAAAGAUGUGGGUCAGAGAAUGUACUUUGAAUUGGGUCGAGGAGAAAUCUCUGCAUCGGGUCAGGAGACCCGCGGCGUAGAGAGCAUCGAAGGCAGGACAUUCACUCAAGUCUAG
Messenger RNA from Ceraceosorus bombacis, 1008 nucleotides. The record is from the annotation of a GenBank genome assembly. NCBI's taxonomy places the organism in Eukaryota, Fungi, Basidiomycota, Exobasidiomycetes, Ceraceosorales, Ceraceosoraceae.